AUGAUGGCAUGCGGUUCCUUCCACCAACCAGCCGUCCGCGGAGAAAACAAUAAGGCUAAGCAGCGGUCAAGCUCGGGAGAUGAUGCAGCUCACACGGUACCAGCUCUGGACGCUCUUCCUCCGCAUUAUGAGAACCGCCAGAAAUUGCAACACGAAACCGAUGCAACCUCCCGUUCUUUGCUUUAUGGCUCUUUGGGUUCCAAUUAUGGAGGACUUGCUGCUGGGACAUCACCAGUGUUUGAAAGAAUUGGGUCAUCAUCAUCCCAGGCCUUUUAUCUUGAAAGGCAAAUGGUCAGUGUGGGUGUGGGCACAAGGCCAUAUAGGCCAAGAAGAUCUUGCCCAGGAUUCAGGUCUGAUGAGGAGACGGAUGAGGCUGUCUUGCUAAGGAGACAGAAGCAGAUAGACUAUGGCAAAAAUACCAUUGGUUACCAACACUUUGUCCAACAAGUCCCCAAAGCUUUUCGGCAGUCAGGUAUUCACCCCCGUACUCCAAAUAAACAUAAGAAGUACAGUCGUCGUUCCUGGGACAUGCAGAUUAAGCUGUGGCGACGGGCACUGCAUGCCUGGGACCCACCUGAGCUGAAUGCAGAAGGACCUGAAAGGGAAGUGUUUGUCAGUUUUUCUUGA
Messenger RNA from Euleptes europaea (tarantolino), 627 nucleotides. Its product is annotated as histone RNA hairpin-binding protein-like. Gene Ontology annotation, cellular component: cytoplasm; histone pre-mRNA 3'end processing complex. The record is from RefSeq and is a predicted model, not a curated record. NCBI's taxonomy places the organism in Eukaryota, Metazoa, Chordata, Lepidosauria, Squamata, Sphaerodactylidae. The transcript is spliced from 5 exons. Gene Ontology annotation, biological process: mRNA transport; mRNA 3'-end processing by stem-loop binding and cleavage. Gene Ontology annotation, molecular function: mRNA binding; histone pre-mRNA stem-loop binding. Bases 1 to 627 code for a protein of 208 amino acids.